GGCCCCAGCACAUGAAUAAAACAAUAUUAAAAAUCAGUUCUGCACUUUCUCAGGCAGAUACAUACCAGAGCAGUGGUUCUCAACCACUGUGCCCUGCCUCCCUCUACGAGGACAACUGGCAGUGUCUGCAGACAAGCUGCGUUGCCACAACAUGGGGGCAGGAUUACUACUGGCAUCUGGGGGGUGUAGGUGAUCUCCGAGGUCUGAGUCAACCCACCUCAGCCCAAGACAUCCACAGUGUGCAGCAUGCCCGUCUGGGGAGGAGGAAACAAGUGUGGGGCCUGCGGCAGGAUCGUGUACCAUGCGGAAGAGGUGCAGUGUGAUGGGAGGAGCUUCCACCGCUGCUGCUUCCUUUGCAUGGUUUGCAGGAAAAAUUUAGAUAGCACAACAGUGGCAAUUCACAAUGAAGAGAUCUACUGCAAAUCCUGCUAUGGAAAGAAGUAUGGCCCCAAAGGCUACGGUUAUGGCCAGGGUGCUGGCACGCUGAACAUGGACCGGGGUGAGAGACUGGGCAUCAAACCAGAGAGCAUUCAACCUCACAGACCUACAACAAACCCAAAUACUUCCAAGUUUGCCCAGAAAUAUGGAGGUGCUGAGAAGUGCUCCAGAUGUGGGGAUUCUGUGUAUGCUGCUGAGAAGAUAAUUGGAGCUGGAAAGCCCUGGCACAAAAACUGUUUCCGAUGUGCAAAGUGUGGCAAGAGUCUGGAAUCAACAACUCUGACCGAGAAGGAAGGUGAAAUCUAUUGUAAAGGAUGUUAUGCAAAGAACUUCGGGCCCAAGGGAUUUGGUUAUGGUCAAGGAGCAGGAGCCCUUGUUCAUGCUCAGUAAUGGUGCAAGCACAGAACCAAGCAAUACACACCAAGAAGCUCUUCAUAGAAAUCUACACACAAAUAAUCUUCUAACACUAAACCACUGUGAGAAUCUGCCAGCAUUAAGUACUGUGUAUUGCUCUGUACUUAGGAUGGCUGCUUGUAAGAAAGCAGUGUAUCAUUUUGCUUUAUUGACCAGCAUUUUCAAGAACUAUUCCCUUAUUUUCAAUAAAAUUUCACCU
Messenger RNA from Ochotona princeps (American pika), 1051 nucleotides. It is a transcript of the gene CSRP2, whose product is annotated as cysteine and glycine rich protein 2. Gene Ontology annotation, biological process: muscle tissue development; sarcomere organization. The transcript is spliced from 6 exons. NCBI's taxonomy places the organism in Eukaryota, Metazoa, Chordata, Mammalia, Lagomorpha, Ochotonidae. Gene Ontology annotation, cellular component: cytoplasm; nucleus; Z disc. Gene Ontology annotation, molecular function: actinin binding; structural constituent of muscle. The record is from RefSeq and is a predicted model, not a curated record. Bases 247 to 828 code for a protein of 193 amino acids.